UGAAAACGUAUCCAUGCAAGUGGAAGUGUAAGAAUACACCAGGGAAUUACACGUGUCACUGCCCACUUGGCAUGUUCGGCGAUGGCAAAGUGGACUGUGUCGGAUUUCGUCUUACGCCUGUCUUCUCAAUUUGUGGGGUGGCCAUAAUUGUUGUGAUUAUUAUCCUUGUAUUUUGGAUAAGGUACAAGAGAAGAAACAAACUCAGAAAUUUUCUGAAAAAUGGGGGGUCAUUGUUGAAGAAUCAAAAAAUCAAGAUUUUCAGUGCAGAUGAGCUUGAGAAGGCAACCAAUAUGUAUGAUGAGAAUCAACGUCUUGGCCAAGGAGGCUUUGGUUCAGUAUACAAAGGAACUUUACCAGACAAGUCAUUGGUAGCUGUGAAAAAGGCCAAUAAGGUAGACAAGACACAAAUCAAAAACUUCCAAAAAGAAGCGAUAAACGAGCAAGUUCUACAUGAAAUUAACAUGAUUUCACAGGUCAACCAUAAGCAUUUGGUGAAGCUUUUAGGUUUGUGUUUGGAGACAAAAGUCCCAUUGCUCGUUUACGAAUUCGUCUCUAAUGGAACACUAUUCAAGCAUCUCCAUAUCGUGCACUCGGAAUUUUUAAAAUUAUGGUCAAACCGAUUAAGGAUUGCUGCAGAAACUGCCAUGGCCUUGGACUAUCUACACUCGCUUGCUGUCCCACCAAUCAUUCACAGAGAUGUCAAGUCCACCAACAUUCUAUUGGAUGAAAACCACACUGUCAAAGUUUCUGAUUUUGGGUCUUCUGUAUUGAUUCCGCCUGGUCAAAGUUUUGUUGCGACAAAAGUACAAGGAACUCUUGGCUACUUAGAUCCGGAGUACCUAAUUACUAGUGUUCUUACUGUAAAGAGCGAUGUUUAUAGUUUCGGGGUUGUACUUAUGGAACUCUUAACCGGAUGGUUUCCAAAGCCAAACCCAAAUUCUGAUGAAAAUAGGAACACUAACAUCAUUCAGUAUUUCAUUACCUCGGUGGAACAGAAAAAAUUCUCACAGGUUUUGAAUAACUAUGAGGUUAGCGACGUACGGGAAAGUGAGCAAAUUGAAGCGGUGGCUGAGCUUGCUGUGAGAUGUCUCAAUAGGAGUGGCAUUGAACGACCUACAAUGAAGGAGGUUGCUGAACAACUCCUUGGUCAUAUGAGAUUGCAAGAGACCUUCCACGCUCAAGAACAGCCUGAAGAGACUGAGAGCUUGUUAGGCCACAUGACCAACAUAAAUGAUGACAUGUUUGACUCAGACUUGGAAAACAAUUACAAGACAUGUUUUGAUAUUGAACUCCCAUAA
This is a messenger RNA of Camellia sinensis, 1298 nucleotides long. The record is from RefSeq and is a predicted model, not a curated record. Lineage: Eukaryota; Viridiplantae; Streptophyta; Magnoliopsida; Ericales; Theaceae.